UUGGGGGCGGAGCUACGUCUGUAGCGAGCUCUCCGAUUGGUCCGAUUUGAACAGAGAACCGCGACGGCAGGAAAGAAGCAUGUUAGCAAUGUAAACGGGAUAAACAAAAGAAAAUAUUAACAAGCUUUUUUCAAGAUGAUGGAAUCGUGUUUAAAUCACAAGCCUGAGAGAGUUGGAUCUAUAACGGUUGAAGAUCUCAGGAAAGAUCUCUUCUCCGAGUUCUCCAAAUUAUCAAGGGACUCCGUAUUGCUUGAAAAAGAGAAUUUGCAGGUCUAUCUCCGUGUACGUCCGUUCACUUCCGCAGAGAUCGCAGAAGGACAAUCACAGGAGUGCAUUUCUAUCGAGCCUCCAGAUACUGUGAUUCUUAAGGCACCUAGAGCAUCUCUGACAGCCAGACACAGUGAGAGAUUCGGCCCACAGCUGGCACAACGAUUUCAGUUCUCACAGGUGUACGGUCCAAAAACAACUCAAAGACAGAUAUUUGAUGGAACAACUAAAAGCCUUGUGAAAGAAGUCUUGGACGGAGGGAAUUCCUUGAUCUUUACAUAUGGAGUUACCAAUGCUGGGAAAACGUUUACUUUUCUUGGCCCUGAAUCAGAUGGUGGAAUUCUGCCCAGGUCAUUGAAUGUGAUCUUUAACAGCAUAGAAGGCAGAAUUUAUUCUCAAAAUAACAUCAAACCUCACAGAUGUGUCGACUUUAUGAGACUGACUAAAGAGCAGCAGGAUGAGGAAGCUACAAAUAAGAGAAAUCUUCUUCGUCGAUUUAAAGAUAAUGACUCCCAAAAAAUGCUGUCCAGCAUGUCCAGCUCUAGUUGUUCAUUUGAAAGCUCCACUUCUAGUGACACGAAUGGGGACAGUGUCUGUUUGGAUGAGACCUCUUAUGUUAAAUACUCAGUGUGGGUCUCCUUUUGUGAAAUUUACAAUGAAAGCAUCCAUGAUCUGCUUGAUCUUGUUUCAAAUGGCUCUCACAGAAGGAGUGUUUUGCGACUAUCCCAAGAUGUUAAAGGCAAUGCUUUUGUCAAAGACCUAAAAUGGUUUCAAGUUAACAGUGUAGAUGAAGCAUUAAAAGUUGUGAAAAUUGGAAGAAAAAAUCAAAGUUUCUCAUCCACAAAGCUCAACACCAUCUCAAGCAGAAGCCACAGUAUAUUUUCCAUUCGAAUCUUGCGGAUUGAAGAUGUGGGUGUUCCUCGAGUUCAGACAAUAAGCGAGUUGUCAUUAUGUGAUUUGGCUGGAUCUGAGCGAUGUGCAAAGACUCAGAACCAAGGAGACCGCUUAAAAGAAGCUGGAAACAUCAACACUUCCUUGUUAACUUUGGGAAAAUGCAUCAAUGCUCUGAGGCUCAACCAAACACAAUCCAAGUUUCAUCAGCACGUCCCCUUCAGAGAGAGCAAGCUCACACAUUAUUUGCAGGGUUUUUUCUGUGGUCGUGGAAAAGCCUGCAUGAUCAUCAACAUAAACCAGUGUGCCUCAAUGUACGAUGAAACCCUGAAUGUCCUUAAGUUCUCAGCAAUGGCUCAGAAGGUAGUGGUCCUCAACCCUAAACCAGCUCCUAGCAUUGUGCUCAAGAGAUCUGCCAGAGAUGUGUCCAUGAUAAUUAAUAAUGCUGACAAGAAGGAUUGGACCAGGAGAAGUUCACUCAUGGGAUGGGAGAUGAGUCUAGAGGAUGUGCAAGAGGAUGAAGAUGAUGAAGAAAUUGGUGAGGAAGAUGAUGAUGAAAUUGGUGAGGAAGAUGUAGAGAGUGGCGAUGAGAGCAUGGAGGACAACACUGUGCUAGAGGCUGCGGAAAGUCAAGAGCUGUGUGAGCUUCAGGUGAAAAUCGAAGAGCUCAAAGAGAAGCUGUCCAAAGAGGAGUCUGAAAAAUUAACUAUGGAAUCUCGUAUUCGUGAAGAAGUCACCACAGAGUUUAUGGAGCUGUUUUCUAAUAUGGAAAAAGACUACAAUGAACGUCUCCAAAGAGAGAAAGAAAUAAUUGAGGAAAGAGCAGAAAGGAGGCUGGAGAUACUGAAGAAUCUGGUGAACAGAACUAUUGGGGAAAUGGCCACUGUUAGCACUGACGAGAAUGCAGCAAAGGAGGCUAAGAUUGAGCUUUUGGACAGCAUGAUUGAAGCUAUGCGAGAUGAUCUAGCUAAGAUAAAGGGAGAUGCAGAGGCAGUAAACAUGUGCCUGACGAAUGUCCCUGAAUCACCUGGAACAGUCAGUCAUCUGAGAACACAGCUGGAGGAGAUGAAAGAGGAGCUUCUCAAAAGUCAACAACUUCUCAGUCUUAAAACUAAAGAGUUUGAAGAAAUGUGUGUUCAGGCACAGGAAUCAAAUGACCAGCUUCUCCAGGCAAAUAGGAAUUAUGAAAACCAGAAAGUGAGAUGUCAGGAACUCAUGUUAAUCUGCCAGGAGAAAGAUGACAUGGUCUCUACAUUACAGACUGCUUUGGAUCAAAAUGUGGAGGCAACUACUAAAGAUAGGGACUUAAUUAACAAUAUCAAAGAAGAAAUCCUACAUUUCAGAAACAACUGCAAGUGUUUGCUGAAUGAAGACUCUGAACCAAGAGAGGAGGAAAUGACAAGUCAAGAAACUCAACAGCUUCUGCAAGAACUGAAAAUGAAAGAUGACCGGCUGAAUGAACUUAACCUUGAGAACUGUUCACUUGAAAAAAAACUGUGCAAUCUCUCUGAUAGACUGGCAGAGCUGACUCGUGCACAUGAAGCCACUGUGGCGAUGGAGAGAGCAGAGGUCAGCAAAGUCACAAAUGAGAACAAGGCUCUUGCCAAUGAGUUACAUGUACUUCAGCAGGCAGCCAAUGAGAUGAGCUCAAAGCUCAAAACUAUCCAGAUGGAACUGAGCACUCAGACAAAGAUGGCCAGUGAGCUUUCAGAAAAACUUGAUGCAGCCAGAGCUCUGAUUAAGCAACAUCAAGCAGAGUCUUGCAGUCAGUCCAAAACCAUUGAAUCCUUAAUGACGGAGGCAGAUCAUUUGCGUCAAGAACUCAGUGCCCGCCAGCUCUCACAUGACAAAAACGAAGCUGAAUGUGAGAGGAUGGUGGAGUUAUCUCAGGAGAAGAGCAGACAGAUCAGUGACCUGGAGCAGGAGGUCAGCCAGACCAGAGCGAACGUGUGCCAGCUGGAAGAGCUCUGCACUCAGCUUAAAUAUGAGCGAGAUGCCCAGGCACAGGAAUACCAGAGCCUACUGAGCCGUUAUGAAGCUCAAAAGUUUGUCAUGGCCCAAAUAAGAAGCAACUCUGAACUCCUGGAAGAGCUGACCGCUCUGAAACAUCAGCAGGGGAGGAAGGAAGAACAAGAGCAAGACUCCAGAGAUGAUUGCUGGGAAACUCUGCAGGAAAAAUUAAUGCAAACGCUGAGCAAACUGAACCAACGUGAGGAGGUUCUGAACGUAGUGAGAGCGAUUGUAGAAAAUGAGAUCUCUAAGGCAAGAGAUGAGGCCAAGAGGAGAAUAACUGCAAUGGAGAAUGAUCUGGCCCAUAAAGAUGCAGAACUAGAGAUCAAAGCCCAAGAGCUUUUGAAGUCGAGAGAACUUGUGACUGAUGGACUUGAUAAAAUCAAGAUUAUGAGUUGCAAGUUGCAGCAGGUGGAGAGGGAGCGAUCUGAUGUCAGUGAUCAGUUAUGUGAGGCUAAUUUGCAGAAAGAACAGUUAGAGAAACAGAUUUUGAUCUUGAGUGAAAAAAACAAAAUGUUUCAGCAGAGACCAUGUGAAGCGGAGGAGAUGAGGGAUCAGGCUGGACACAGAUUGAGCAGCACAGAGCAAACUAUUGAUCCAUUGCAGACUGUGCAGUCAAACCAUGUAAUAGAAGAAGAAAACAUACAGCCUUUCAAAACAACCUGUCAAGAUCUUUUGGCAGAGCAAAAGCUGAUUGAGGAGACGUGUGAAAACUUAAAUAAAGUGUGCACACAGACAGAUGAGGAGGAAUUGCUGGAGGCCAGACUGAAUGAGAAUGAAUCCAUAACCGAAGAUCUUGCAAAACUGCAGGAGAUGUAUCAGAAAUCAAGAGUUGGUUUCUCUGAUAAACCCCAGCAAGAGGAACAGAGAGCCUGCAGACCUGCAGAAAGCACAAAGCAGCCUAAUGAGGAGCAAGGAAAGGGGCUGGAUGAGGCAGCCAUGGGGGAAGAAGAGAGAGCGGCCCAGGCAACAAGGCAACUACAAGGCAACCAACAGGACAGGCUGCAGCUGGAGCUGGAAAUGUUAAAGCAGCAGCUGGCUGAAAAGCAGGAUACCAUUGUUAAAUUACCAAGGGAAAAAGGUGAUUUGGCUGCUUCUGCUACCCAGAAAGUUGACCGUACCAAACAGACUUCAAACGUGAAGACAAAGAAUGAAGGCGAUUCAUUUAGUCCAACACAAGAGCAGGUUGCAGUACUGGACUCCUCUGUCCUUUCCACAAAGAGCCUCAGAGAUGAGCGCUUCCCCAAACCUGAGCUAGAAAUUAGCUUUACACCACUUAAACCUGACCGAAUUAAUGUCAGGAAACCGGGAGAAGAAGAGUCUGUCACGAUCAAACUCCGACGUACAGCCAGAAAGAGAAAGAGCCCAGAGAUGCAGAACUCAGUGGAGUCAGAAAAUCGGAAAAACCGACGGCUGAAGGUGAACAACAGGGAAAACUUGCAGUUUGUUGAGACUCCUGCAGUGCAAGGAAAAAAGGUGAGUCAAUUAAAGCAGAAAGACUCUCCUGCCAGCAUGAAAGGUAAAAAAGACGGAGCCCUCCAGAAGAUUGGUAACUUCAUCCAGAGCUCUCCAACCCUCUUUGGGAGCAAAGCCAAGAAAAUCAUGAGCAUGGUGAAUGUGAAAUCCCCUGAACUGCCAAAUGCUUCUGAAAACAACAAACCAAAGAGAUCCAAACGAAAGCUCUUCAAGACUCAGGUUUCCUCCCCGCUGGACAUCCCCUCUCAUCCUGUCAUUGGAAGCAGUGAAGAUGAUAAAGAGAGCGAUCAUCUCAUAAUCAAGAGAAAACUCAGAACAAGAACUGCAAGGAGAUGUUAAUUUGAUGGAUUUAAGUUAUUUUGCUUUACUUUUUUUCUAAAUUGUCAUAUUUUAAUUGUUUAAUACCUAAAUGUUGUUGAACAAUUCAUAUUUGUUUUAUUAACUGGAAAUGUUUGUAAAUAUUUUAUGUAUGUAGCUCGCAACAUUUAAAAAUGUUUUCUAAAAAAGUUUUCUUUUUAAAUUUAGCCUUUUAUUUCCUGUGGUUAUUGGACAAAAUAUGACAAACAAAAUGCUGUUCAUUAAAAAAAUGCCUAAAAGC
Molecule: messenger RNA, 5242 nt
Organism: Megalobrama amblycephala (Wuchang bream)
Lineage: Eukaryota; Metazoa; Chordata; Actinopteri; Cypriniformes; Xenocyprididae
Gene: kif20bb
Product: kinesin family member 20Bb
Exons: 31
Coding region: 136-4983 (1615 amino acids)
Biological process (GO): mitotic spindle assembly; microtubule-based movement
Cellular component (GO): spindle microtubule; nucleus
Molecular function (GO): microtubule binding; ATP binding; plus-end-directed microtubule motor activity
Source: RefSeq, a predicted model, not a curated record